Messenger RNA from Drosophila bipectinata, 664 nucleotides. RefSeq names its product C-type lectin 37Da-like. The record is from RefSeq and is a predicted model, not a curated record. Lineage: Eukaryota; Metazoa; Arthropoda; Insecta; Diptera; Drosophilidae. Gene Ontology annotation, molecular function: signaling receptor activity.
UCCACCAAAAUGCUGAAAGCUACGGUUCUAUUUACUUUCUUACUAGCAAGUGCAAAAAUAGGAUGGACCUAUGAGGAGUUUACCUAUCGAAUCGACGAAGGAAAUUUAAUUGGCGCGAAGCUUAACACGGAACCGUUUAUACCAAUUUAUAAUGGAUAUUACUACUUUGGAAGAGAGUCCCUGAACUGGUACGAAGCCUACGAGAAAUGCCGACAAUUCAACUCCGAGCUGGUUACGUUCGAAACUGACGAAGAGUUCGAUGCUGUGUCUAAUUAUCUGAUGUCAGGUGAGGGCCGCGGAAACUUCUGGACCUCGGGUAAUGACUUGGCCCAAAGAGCUAGCCACAGGUGGUUCACAAGUGGAGAGAAAAUAAACAGCCAGAGAUGGGCGCCUAAUCAGCCAGACAAUCAUAGCCAAAUAGAGAAUUGCGUCCACAUGGGUUUUAUAUCUCCUUAUUCCGAGAGAUACGAACUUAAUGAUCGUCCUUGCUCGCACGACAGUAAUAGCCUAUUCAAGUACAUUUGCGAGGCCCCCAAGAUACAGACCAUUUCAAUAGUGGUUUGGAAAUAAAUCGAUUAAUGAAACAAAUUCUUUAAUAUCUUAUAUGAGAUAUAUAAUUUUGUAAUUAAUAUUGGUAAUUUGAAUAAAAUAUUUUUGCAUCAGA